Messenger RNA from Polistes canadensis, 1428 nucleotides. RefSeq names its product ras-related protein Rab-27A (gene Rab27). Gene Ontology annotation, biological process: positive regulation of exocytosis; melanosome transport. Gene Ontology annotation, cellular component: secretory granule; melanosome. The record is from RefSeq and is a predicted model, not a curated record. Bases 261 to 887 code for a protein of 208 amino acids. NCBI's taxonomy places the organism in Eukaryota, Metazoa, Arthropoda, Insecta, Hymenoptera, Vespidae. Gene Ontology annotation, molecular function: GTP binding; GTPase activity. The transcript has 6 exons.
AAAUAUGAUUGUGAAAUUUUUAUUGAAAAUAAUUUAUAGAAAGUAGAAUUAUUUUUAAAAGUAGUUUGAAAUUACUUCGUUGACUUUGGUAGCACUGAGUCAAUCGGCGCCAUUUUUUCGCGUGUGCAUAUGUCGUCUAUUCUCGAUGUAACAGUGAAUAAUUACAGUUUGUUACAAUGUGUGAAAAAGUUAUAUUGUAAGGUAUUUUACAAAUUUAUGGAUAGAAAACAAGAAGCAUAUGAAAAAAGAAGAUAAUAAGAAUGGAUUACGAUUACUUAAUUAAAUUUUUGGCCCUUGGAAAUUCUGGAGUUGGGAAAACCAGUUUCUUGUAUCAGUACACCGAUGGCACUUUCCAUUCUCGCUUUGUCUCCACCGUUGGGAUUGAUUUUAAAGAAAAGAGAGUAACAUAUCAAAUGCCGGAUGGAAGUACCCAAAGAAUACAUUUGCAGCUUUGGGAUACAGCAGGCCAAGAGAGGUUUCGAAGUUUAACUACAGCCUUUUACCGGGAUUCCAUGGGUUUCUUAUUAAUUUUUGAUCUGACCAACGAGCUGUCCUUUCUCGAAGUUAGAAAUUGGCUGGAACAGCUUAGGAUGCAUGCGUAUUGUGAAAAUCCAGAUAUAAUUCUCUGCGGUAAUAAAUGUGAUCUUGAGGAUAAGCGAGUUAUUAGCGAGUAUAAAGCACGUGAUCUAGCAGAGAAACAUGGCUUGGUAUAUUUGGAAACUAGUGCUGCUACAGGACAAAAUGUUGAACGCGCAGUAGAAAUUCUGUUAGACCAUGUUAUGCGCAGAAUGGAAGUUACAGUAGAUAAAUCAUUGCUGCCGCAUCAAAAAAUUUUGAAGUGUCAUGAGCGUGAGACUCCACCUCCUAAUAGCUCUUGUUAUUGCUGACAAUGUGAUUUUGCAUAGGCAGUCAAUUAGAUUGACUGUUAUUGCAAUCGGAGGUUUCAGGGGAAAGAAUAUUUCCUUAAUUUUCAUAGGCUAACAGACCGACACUUAAAUUCAUUACAAGGCUUUCGAUUCUGGGUAAAAAGGUUGUGACUAUAGGCAUUUUAGAAUAUUUUCUGAAAUUUAUCAGGAAUAUCUCCAGUUGUGAAUAUCAAUAUUCCAAGCUAUUGCUUCCUAUAAUGUACAAUCCUAUUGUCUUCCAUGUCUCUUCCUUGUCAUAAGAUCUUAUCCCUGCCUUUGUCAUCCAUUUUAAUACGUAUCAUACAUUCUUUUAUUGAUUUUAAACGAAUCUCUUUGGUAUACUUUCUAUUCCUGCUUCCUUAAUAUAUAUAUUUUUUUUUAAAUUUUUGACAAAUUUAUAUUUUCUAUUUCUGCCUUGAUAUAUCUUUUCCUUAAAUUAAAAAAAAGAAAAUAAUGAUUUAACUUAUACUUCUAUCAUAUUAAUAUGCAUAAAGUGUUCAAAAAGUCAAUCUUUAAUAAUGUG